Molecule: messenger RNA, 2264 nt
Organism: Arachis duranensis
Lineage: Eukaryota; Viridiplantae; Streptophyta; Magnoliopsida; Fabales; Fabaceae
Exons: 4
Coding region: 388-1872 (494 amino acids)
Biological process (GO): transmembrane transport
Cellular component (GO): membrane
Molecular function (GO): transmembrane transporter activity
Source: RefSeq, a predicted model, not a curated record
CGUAGGCAAAGGGUUCCACGUAUGACUCGAGAGUCAAAUUAGAAGUAAUGAAAAUCAAAGUUGAAUUAAAAUCACAGUAGAAGUGGCAGAGUCUAAGAGGAUAGGUGUGAUUGGCUUCACUAUUGAGACAGUUUGAUUUAUCCUUCGUUCCUUUCGCUCGUCUUUUUAGUUCGGUUCGGAGAUAACAAUAAUAUUGUGGCAGUGCCUAUGUUACUGUUUUAAAAUAAAAUAAAGAGAAAGUAUUUGUUCAGUUAAGUUUGUUGGUGUUGGUGGUUUCAAAUUUAGUAAUAGUAUUUGGGAAAGGAGUUGAAACCGAAGAGCGUGAGAUCCGAUUCGUGUUCUUAAUUAUACGUUGACUUGCCGUUUUCAUUCGUCAAAUUCAAUCUGAUGCAUAUUCGGACCCAAAGACAUAGCGCUCUUUCUCCAUCCAAAUCUCGCAUUCCCAGUCUCAAACAUUCUCAAAUCAUGAAGACAACACAGAUUUUCGGUGUGUCUCUCUCGCUCAUUCUUAUCAACCUGGCCGCUAUCAUGGAGAAAGCCGAUGAAAAUCUUCUUCCAUCUGUCUACAAGGAAGUUAGCGAAGCAUUUAAUGCGGGACCAUCUGAUUUGGGUUACCUCACAUUCAUAAGGAACUUUGUUCAAGGACUAUCAUCCCCCUUGGCUGGAAUACUUGUUCUAAACUAUGAUCGCCCUGUAAUUCUUGCAAUGGGAACUUUUUGCUGGGCUUUAUCUACAGCAGCCGUUGCCGCUUGCCACGAUUUUAUGCAGGUUGCAUUCUGGAGAGCUAUAAAUGGCUUUGGUUUGGCAAUAGUGAUUCCAGCACUACAGUCUUUCAUUGCUGAUAGCUACAAGGAUGGUGUGAGGGGAACUGGAUUUGGAUUAUUAAGCCUUAUUGGUAACUUAGGAGGCAUAGGAGGCGGUGUUUUGGCCACAGUCAUGGCUGGGAAGCAGUUUUGGGGGAUACAAGGGUGGCGAUGUGCUUUUGUUUUGAUGGCAACCUUGAGUGCAUCGAUUGGACUCCUUGUUUUACUUUAUGUGGUUGAUCCAAGAAAAAGAUCUACCACCAUUCAUGAUGCUACUGACAGUUUAGAUAGGGAUGAAGGUAUCUAUAAAGGCAAUGCAAGUGCAGCAUCAAUAUGGAUGGACUCUUGUGCUGCCACAAAAGCUGUGAUCAAAGUGCAAACAUUUCAAAUCAUUGUGUUACAGGGCAUUAUUGGGUCACUACCAUGGACUGCCAUGGUGUUCUUCACAAUGUGGUUCGAACUAAUUGGGUUUGAUAAUAACAGUUCAGCAACACUCCUCAGCCUUUUUGCUAUUGGUUGUGCAAUGGGGUCCUUCAUGGGUGGAUCAAUAGCUGAUCAACUGUCACAAGUGUACCCUCAUUCUGGUCGAAUCAUGUGUGCACAGUUCAGCGCCUUUAUGGGCAUUCCAUUCUCAUGGUUUCUCCUUAAGGUGAUCCCUCAGUCUGUAAGUAGUUACCUCACCUUUUCUGUCACCCUGUUUCUGAUGGGUCUAACUAUAAGCUGGAACGGUUCGGCUGCAAAUGCCCCUAUGUUUGCUGAGGUAGUCCCCGUCAAACAUAGGACCAUGAUUUAUGCAUUUGAUCGAGCUUUCGAAGGCUCGUUUUCCUCGGUUGCGGCUCCACUGGUUGGAAUUCUAUCUGAGAAAAUAUUUGGCUACAAUGCAAAGUCUGUUGAUCCUAUUAAAGAAUCUUCACCGGAGGCUCUGGCUUUGUCCAAGGGUCUUCUUUCAAUGAUGGCAAUUCCAUUUGGAUUGUGCUGUUUGUGCUACACACCACUCUACUACAUAUUCAAGCGGGACCGCGAAAAUGCUAGAAUGGUCGCUUUGAAAGAGCAGGAGAUGAUGAUUUGAGAGUCAACUGGUUGUAUAGUUAAUAUUGGUUGAUCAUGUGAAACUGUCCACUGUUUUUGAGACUUGCGGUGUCUCAAUUGGACUUUAAAUCAACGCUAUCACCUUUUGCAGUAACUCAACAUUUGGAAGCUGAAACCAUCUCCAAACAAUAUAAUGACAUCAUUUGUCCUUUUAUAUUGGAGGCUUCUUACUGAUGAAGGAACUCCUUCACUCUUGAGAUGACAAAUCUGGCUGGGAGGAUCAGAAAUUUGUUCCGGCGCUUAUAAUAUUCUUGCGAUGGCAAUUAUGGCAUGAACUGAUCAGAAAUUUUCAAUAGGUUCUUUAGCUAACACCAUACCAAAUUGAGGAUAUGUAACUUGUGGUCACUGUUAAUUGAUAAUAUCAUUUUGUUA